AUGACCAUGGACCUGCCGCGGCUGGAGCCAGCAGCGUUGGCUUUUGUCGAAUACGAAACCGGGGAUCUGGUGGGCAUGAUACUGGCGUACAUCAGCUUGCUGCCCCUCUUUCUGUUAUUCUCCUUGGGCGUCUUGAUCAUUGUGCGCCGUGAUCUCCAGACGAUGAUGUUUUUGCUUGGCCUGCUCCUGAAUGAGGUUCUAAACUACUGGCUGAAGCACCACAUUCGCGAGCCACGCCCCGCACGAGCCAGUUCGGUCCUGGUCAAGCAUGGCAUGCCAUCAUCACAUGCUCAACUCAUGGGAUUCUUCACCAUCUACAUGAUUUUUGUUGUAUGGAAGCGCCUGAAACCCGCAGCACGACAAGACUCUCCCCCAUGGCUGGCGCGCUCCGGACAAGUGAUCGCCACCAUUGGUCUCCUUAUCCAGUUGGCUCUGGUGGCGAUUAGUCGUGUCUAUCUCUUCUACCAUACUGCCGAGCAGCUUGGCGAGCUGGCCCAUCUGUCGUAUGCUCUUGAUUAA
Messenger RNA from Monosiga brevicollis MX1, 519 nucleotides. RefSeq lists its product as uncharacterized. The record is from RefSeq and is a predicted model, not a curated record. Gene Ontology annotation, molecular function: dolichyldiphosphatase activity. Gene Ontology annotation, biological process: protein N-linked glycosylation; lipid biosynthetic process. The transcript is spliced from 6 exons. The coding region runs from base 1 to 519 and encodes 172 amino acids. Gene Ontology annotation, cellular component: intracellular membrane-bounded organelle; endoplasmic reticulum membrane. NCBI's taxonomy places the organism in Eukaryota, Choanoflagellata, Craspedida, Salpingoecidae.